Molecule: messenger RNA, 2421 nt
Organism: Phasianus colchicus (ring-necked pheasant)
Lineage: Eukaryota; Metazoa; Chordata; Aves; Galliformes; Phasianidae
Gene: UBE2V2
Product: ubiquitin conjugating enzyme E2 V2
Source: RefSeq, a predicted model, not a curated record
GGGGGCUUGGCGGGCCUGGGGCUGCUGCGGGGAGCUGGGUGUUGUGCACGGGGGUGGGGACUCCCCAUGAGGGCCGGACGGAUCUCCUUUCUCGGGGACGGGGCGAGCUGUCAGUGACGGGAGCGAGUGGAGCGGGGUGGAGGUCUCUUCCGAUGGGGAGAAAGGGAAGCGGCAGCACCGCCGGGCUGUGCUCGGCCCCGGGGACGGUCCCUCCCCUCUGUAGGGCUGUGACGCCGCCGUGAGAGCCUGACCUGGGGCGUCAGCGGGGAGAGAAAGUACCCCGAUUCUGGGAAUCGGUAUGGUGGGGUGGAGAAGACUGUGCUAAGAGGCAGGAAGGGGUGGAUGUGUGUGCGUGUAGAGAAUGGAGGGGAUGUUGCCAAGCCUGGUAAAAAAAAAAAAAAAAAAUAAUAAAAUGCUGCAGGAUAAGGGCUUGUAGCAAGGAUCUGUGCUGCUGCACCAUCUGCUGUGUACAGCAGUUGUGGUAUAGCAUCUUUCCAAAGUGAAGGUAGUGUCUUUUUGCUCUUUCUGCAAGAGGACAGAGGUCCGGCCUGUGCUGUGCAUUGGAGGAAAAGUACUGCAGUUGAUUGGUGACUGCAGUGUGCUGGGGAUAAGGAGUGAAGCAUCUUGUUCUCUGCCAUUGGGCAGCUAGUUUAUCGUGUGGGCAAAUGGAAAGGCAAAGAGCUGUGAGGUGUAACUUGGGAGCACGAGAGAAUGAAUCCUGUAUCAGUAAUCAGUAUAGAAUCUGUUGAGUGGAAUGCCAUGGUAGCAGUUAAAGUACCUCGUAAUUUUCGCUUAUUGGAAGAACUUGAAGAAGGGCAGAAGGGAGUAGGUGAUGGUACAGUAAGCUGGGGCCUUGAAGAUGAUGAAGAUAUGACACUCACCAGGUGGACAGGCAUGAUUAUUGGGCCACCAAGGACAAACUAUGAAAACAGAAUAUACAGUCUGAAAGUAGAGUGUGGACCUAAAUAUCCAGAAGCACCUCCUACAGUUAGAUUUGUAACUAAAAUUAAUAUGAAUGGAAUAAAUAAUUCCAAUGGAAUGGUGGAUGCACGGAGCAUACCAGUGUUAGCAAAAUGGCAAAAUUCUUAUAGCAUUAAAGUUGUACUUCAAGAGCUAAGACGUCUAAUGAUGUCCAAAGAAAAUAUGAAGCUUCCACAACCUCCAGAAGGACAAACUUACAACAAUUAAUUUUAGCUGAUUCUCAAACUUCUGUCUUAAAACAACAACCUUCUACUCAUGUUAAUGUCUUGAUUAAAUCUCACAAUGCAAACACCCACACAUUAAAAGAAUUUCAGCUGGUAUACAUGACCUGGACAUUUGUAAGAAUAUAUAUAAUAUAUGUAUGCCCAAUAUGUUUUCAGGCACUAUGGGAGAAAAAGGCAGCACAAUUAUUUUUUCUCUUACCAAGGCACUGUCAUUUAAGCAUAAGCCUGGAAUAGCCUAAAAUUGGAAUUCAGGUUUUACAAGAUGAAAGCAUGACAGGAAGUGUCAGAUUGCUGUGGAAUAAUAUAUGUUUCUGAAAAUAAUCUCUUGAGAAGGCAAAAUAUAAAUGGCAUGCUUUAUCCAUCUUGCUUAGUAAAAGAGCUGCAGUUAAAAUUUGUUUUAAAGUAGCAGGUACAGUGAAUACCGUUGCUCAUCUUGUUUAAUUUUGCAAGGGUGUGGGUACCGACUACUAGUAGUGUCACAAAGUAUGUUCAGGAUUGUUUUGAUACCUGUAUUUAUAAAAUGGGGGGAUUAAUUUCUGUUAAGCAGCUCCUGUGUGUUACAUGUAUCGGACAUGGCAAAUAUUUGUUUACAGUCUUUGUUCUAAUAAACCAUGCAUUUAAGUUUUAGUGAAACAAAGGAAAUGUAUGGAUAUGUGAUUGAGAUUAAAGUUAGUCUUAAAAUGUAAAUAAAAUGUGGAAAGUGUCUGAGGCUGUGCCAUUUCUAUAACAGUGAUGUAUUAUUUGUACAGUAACUUGCAGAAGUAGUGGAGAGCCAAACAUAAUAUUGCUGCUGGUUUUACAUGCACCUUCUAUUCUUACAUUUUGUAUGCUUAAUUUACUUUAGAGGUCAAUGUAUUUCUUUUGCUGCAGAGUAACUUCUGUCAUCUCUGCUACCACUUCUUUAUACAAACUUGCACUGUGCAUGUAAAGAAAAACAAAAAAAACCAAACAGCCUCCCCUCCUCAAACCAAAAGCAAAUAUCUCAUCUAUCAGAUUCCCCUAUGCCUCCCCUCCAGAAUCUUUUGAGAAAUGAGCACAACUUUCAAGUGACUUACUUGACCUCUGAGCAGUUUUCACACCACAUUUCUGAAGAUUCUCAGGUCUCUGUCGUGCUUUGGCAGUUGUUACCUCAAUUCAUGCAUUCUUGCAUCUUUCUUUCCUUUUAUGUUUCCUUUUUUUCUUGUCCCACCUUUGCCACUUCUCAAACACACACACA